GAGAGAGAGACACGGGGACAGAAACACGGGGAGAGAGACACGGGGAGUGAGACCUUUGUCACACUCAGAGAUGGAGCUCCACCGUGGGCCCCUCACCUUGUAUCCGUAGGGUUCACACGGCUCCGUCUGUGAGAUGGAGCUCCACCGUGGGCCCCUCACCUUGUAUCGGUAGGGUUCACGCGGCUCCGUCUGUGAGAUGGAGCUCCGCCGUGGGCCCCUCACUUUGUACCCGUAGGGUUCACGCGGCUCCGUCUGUGAGAUGGAGCUCCGCCGUGGGCCCCUCACUUUGUACCCGUAGGGUUCACACGGCUCCGUCUGUGAGAUGGAGCUCCGCCGUGGGCCCCCUCACCUUGUAACCGUAGGGUUCACACGGCUCCGUCUGUGAGAUGGAGCUCCACUGUGGGCCCCUCACCUUGUACCCGUAGGGUUCACACGGCUCCGUCUGUGAGAUGGAGCUCCACUGUGGGCCCCUCACCUUGUAUCCGUAGGGUUCACACGGCUCCGUCUGUGAGAUGGAGCUCCGCCGUGGGCCCCCUCACCUUGUACCCGUAGGGUUCACGCGGCUCCGUCUGUGAGAUGGAGCUCCACCGUGGGCCCCCUCACCUUGUACCCCUAGGGUUCACACGGCUCCGUCUGUGAGAUGGAGCUCCGCCGUGGGCCCCCUCACCUUGUACCCGUAGGGUUCACACGGCUCCGUCUGUGAGAUGGAGCUCCACUGUGGGCCGCUCACCUUGUACCCGUAGGGUUCACACGGCUCCGUCUGUGAGAUGGAGCUCCGCCGUGGGCCCCUCACCUUGUACCCGUAGGGUUCACGCGGCUCCGUCUGUGAGAUGGAGCUCCGCCGUGGGCCCCCUCACCUUGUACCCCUAGGGUUCACACGGCUCCGUCUGUGAGAUGGAGCUCCACCGUGGGCCCCCUCACCUUGUACCCGUAGGGUUCACGCGGCUCCGUCUGUGAGAUGGAGCUCCGCUGUGGGCCCUUCACCUUGUACCCGUAGGGUUCACGCGGCUCCGUCUGUGAGAUGGAGCUCCGCCGUGGGCCCCCUCACCUUGUACCCCUAGGGUUCACGCGGCUCCGUCUGUGAGAUGGAGCUCCGCCGUGGGCCCCCUCACCUUGUACCCCUAGGGUUCACGCGGCUCCGUCUGUGAGAUGGAGCUCCGCCGUGGGCCCCUCACCUUGUACCCGUAGGGGUCACGCGGCUCCGUCUGUGAGAUGGAGCUCCGCCGUGGGCCCCCUCACCUUGUACCCCUAGGGUUCACACGGCUCCGUCUGUGAGAUGGAGCUCCGCCGUGGGCCCCCUCAUCUUGUACCCCUAGGGUUCACACGGCUCCGUCUGUGAGAUGGAGCUCCGCCGUGGGCCCCCUCACCUUGUACCCGUAGGGUUCACGCGGCUCCGUCUGUGAGAUGGAGCUCCGCUGUGGGCCCUUCACCUUCACGUCGCACUUCGACUCCGGCAACCUCGCCCGGGUGGAGCUCGCCGGUUGCCAUGACGACAACGGCGGCAGCGGCGGCGGCGACGACCCCGGCGUGGGGGGUCGGGGCCUGGGGGGUGGGGGCGGAGCGGGGGGGGUGGGGGGCGGGGUGGGGGGCGGGGUGGGGGGCGGGGGGCUUCGUCCCGACUGGAGGUUCCGGCUUUGGACCCGGCCGGACUGCGCUGGCACCGAGUUUGAGAACUCCAACAGGACGUGGUUCCACUUUGGCGUGCGCGGCAGCGGCGGUGCCACCGCCACCGCUGCCACCACCACCGCUGCCACCACCGCUGCCACCACCACCGCUGCCACCACCACCGCUGCCACCACCGCUGCCACCACCGCCACCACCGCCCGCGACAAGCUGCUGCUGUGCUUCACGUUGGUGAACAUGAACCGCCAGAGCCGCCUCUACUCACAGGGAGCCACUCCGCUUGUCCGCACGGUGCCCGGCCAGCCGCACUGGGAGCCACUCGCACACAGGCCAACCUUCCGGGUGGACAACGGCGAGUUCACGCUGACGUUCCACCACCGCGUGGUGGACGCGGCCGAGUCCACCACCUACUUCGCCUUCUGCUACCCCUACUCGUACGAGCAGGGCCAGCAGCAGCUGCAGCUGCUGGACGAGCAGUUCAGGGACGCACGCAACCUCACCCCGGACAGCCCCCCAGACGCUGUGUUCUACCAGCGUGAGCUGCUGUGCCACUCGCUGUGUGGCCUCAGGGUGGACCUGCUGACAGUCACCGACUGCUGUGGCAUGGCGCCUGGCAGGGAGGAGAGGCCUCACGGCCUCUUCCCCUGCACGGCCGAGCCACGCCCGCCAUCGUUCCCGCACAAGAAGGUGUUCCUGCUCACCGCCCGUGUCCAUCCUGGUGAGACUCCGUCCAGCUUCGUGUUCCGCGGAUUCCUCGAGUUCAUCGUGCGGGAGCAAGAUCCUCGGGCGGCAGCGCUGAGACGGAGAUUCCUCUUCAAGCUGGUGCCCAUGUUGAACCCUGACGGGGUACAACGUGGACACUACAGGACGGACACACGCGGGGUCAACUUGAACCGUGUUUACUCCAACCCCAGCCCAACGCUCCACCCCUCCAUCUAUGCCGUGCACUCCCUGGCGCUGUAUCACCACACCGCUAACCGCCCGCGGCACAACCACAGUCACCGCGACAACCAGAGUCACCCCGACAACCAGAGUCACCGUGACAACCACAGUCACCGCGACAACCAGAGUCACCGCGACAACCAGAGUCACCCCGACAACCACAGUCACCCAGACCCAGCCACUCACAACCACAGUCACCCCGACAACCAGAGUCACCGUGACAACCACAGUCACCGUGACAACCAGAGUCACCCCGACCCAGCCACUCACAACCACAGUCACCGCGACAACCAGAGUCACCCCGACAACCAGAGUCACCGUGACAACCAGAGUCACCCCGACAACCAGAGUCACCGUGACAACCAGAGUCACCACGACAACCAGAGUCACCGUGACAACCACAGUCACCCAGACCCAGCCACUCACAACCACAGUCACCGUGACAACCACAGUCACCCUGACCCAGCCACUCACAACCACAGUCACCGUGACAACCACAGUCACCCAGACCCAGCCACUGACACCACCACCACCACCGCCACCACCGCCACCACCACCACCGACACCGUCAGCACCGUCGCUGCAGCGACUGCGGAGGAGCAGCGAGGCGACAGCAGUGGGCUGGCCUACUACGUGGACCUGCACGGCCAUGCGACGCGUCGAGGCUGCUUUGUCUACGGCAACGCUCUUGGUGACGAGGAGCGGCAGGUAGAGAACGUGCUGUACGCCCGCCUGCUGGAGCUCAACUGCCCCCACUUUGAGCUGUCUGCAUGCAACUUCUCGGCCAAGGGAAUGAGCGCCGUGGACAGCCGCGACGGGCAGAGCAAAGAGGGCAGUGGGAGAGUGUCCCUGCACAGAGCCACGGGCAUCACUCACUGCUACACGCUGGAGUGUAACUACAACACGGGGCGUAAGGUGGGGGUGCUGGCUCCGGUGGUGGGCGAUGGGGGGCGAGCUACCCCCCCCGCCCACUCGCCCACGGAGGGUGGGGGGCCAUCGGCACCCCCCCACUACACGCCGAGCAUCUACGAGCAGGUGGGCCGUGCUCUGGCCGUGGCGGUGCUGGACCAGGCCGGAGUGAACCCUUGGCCCCGGACGUCGCUGGCGGAGGCCGGGGACCUCGCGGGCCUCCGGGCCUGGGUUCGACACCAACUCCGCACCGGGCGUUUCGGCAGCGGCCACGCAAGGGGGCCGGCGGCGGCGGCGGCGGCGGCGGCAGGGGCAGCCACACGCAGAGGGCCCGGAGGGCCCACCGGCAACCCCACCGCCAAGAGCAGCAGCCUCACCACGUCCACGUCGGCCGGCCGGCUGUGCCGGAACAACAACAACAACAACAACGGCGGCGGCCUCCACGGCCACAACAACCACAACAACCACAACAACCACAACAACCACAGUAACCACAACAACAACGGCGGUGGCGGCGGCGGCGGCGGAUUUGGAUUCUCCGGCUCACCGCAGGGGCGUCUCCUCCCCCGUGGCUCGCCGGGGGCGGCGACGGGGAGCCUCAGGGGGAGCCUCAGGGGGAGCCUCAGGGGGGACACCGGGGGGAGCCUCAGGGGGAGUCUCACGGGGGACACCGGGGGGAGCCUCAGGGGGAGUCUCAAGGGGGACACCGGGGGGAGCCUCAGGGGGAGUCUCAAGGGGGACACCGGGGGGAGCCUCAGGGGGAGCCUCAGGGGGAGUCUCAAGGGGGACACCGUGGGGAGCCUCAGGGGGAGUCUCAGGGGGAGUCUCAAGGGGGACACCGUGGGGAGCUUCAGGGGGAGUCCCAGGGGGAGCCUCAGGGGGAGUCUCAAGGGGGACACCGGGGGGAGGCCAGGGGUCGACCCCAGGGGUAACGACAAGGUCUACCCCAGGGCUCCUCCUAGGGGGGAUCACGACCCCAGGGCUCCUCCUGGGGGGGAUCACGAGCCCAGGGGUAACGACAAGGUCUACCCCAGGGGUACCCCCAGAGGGGAUCACGAGCCCAGGGGUAACGACAAGGUCUACCCCAGGGGUACCCCCAGAGGGGAUCACGAGCCCAGGGGUAACGACAAGGUCUACCCCAGGGGGUAG
Messenger RNA from Petromyzon marinus (sea lamprey), 4623 nucleotides. NCBI's taxonomy places the organism in Eukaryota, Metazoa, Chordata, Hyperoartia, Petromyzontiformes, Petromyzontidae. The record is from RefSeq and is a predicted model, not a curated record.